AUGGAUGACUGGAUGCUUAAAACUGUCCGCGACAGGGGACGCCCAGACACGUCCCUCAACAUCGCAGACUACAUCCGCAGCCGGGAAAGCGGCCUCCGCGAUCGGCGCAGUGUAAACUUCGAUUACGCCAGCCGCUAUGUCCUAACCAAGGACAUGUUGCGCGAAACGCCGAUCGGCCUGCCCGACGCCACCAACGGGAUCCUUUGCUCGAAGUGGCUGGACAGCCGAAAGGUGGUCUGCGGCACGAAGUCCAAUCAAAUGCUAGUCUACGACGUGAAAACGCGGCGGUUGGAGGAAAUACCCACGAUGUUCAGGGAUCCGGAGGACAAGGUUGGUCUGCAGGUUAUCGAAUUGUCGCCCAGCCGCAGCUAUCUGGCCACCACUGCACGCAAUUCCUUGGACAUUGCAGUGUACCGGCUGCCAACGUUGGACCCUGUAUACUUGGGCGAGGGCGGGCACCGCAAGACAAUAAGGGGCAUGGCCUGGCUGGAUGACCAGUUCCUGGUCUCCGGCUCCUUCGAUUCCGGCAUCGUGUUGUGGCGCAUCAAGGAGGAGUUCCCGGAUAGUGCCUUGGCCACAAUCAAUCCGCUCAAUGUCAUGACGGUAAGCAAUGACCAGGGGAUCCGUUCCGUUUGCUUCAACAAGAAGUUCAACGAGAUCGCCGCCGUCUCGCCAAACAAAUGCAUGCACAUCUUCAACGCGGAUAUUUUCGAGCAGACGCUCUCCGGCAAACUGCCAAGCUCCCAGUACAAUACGCACAUUGCCUGCCACAGCGACGGUCUGUAUGCCGUACGUUCUAUGGACACUGCUAUCCUGCUGGUCACGCGGACGCUCCAGACCAUCAAGGAGAUCAGCUUCGAAUCCUACGACGGCAAUUAUAUGUCCAUAUCAUUCGAGGGCAACCUCAUGACCGUUGGCACCAGUGGGGGCAUGCUAAAUUUCUACGACAUCCGAGCUGGAAAAUUUUUGGAGAACAGUGUGAGGUGCAGCCCCAAACUGGACCACUACCGGGAUAUGAACUGGAAGUUCUCCGUCUUCACCCACUGCUACGACAGCACCAGGAUGCGAAUCUUCACAGCGGGCAGACUACGGUGCAACUUGAAGGGCUAUGCGGCCGUUUGGCAAUAA
Molecule: messenger RNA, 1128 nt
Organism: Drosophila takahashii
Lineage: Eukaryota; Metazoa; Arthropoda; Insecta; Diptera; Drosophilidae
Product: DDB1- and CUL4-associated factor 12 homolog
Molecular function (GO): protein binding
Source: RefSeq, a predicted model, not a curated record